Molecule: messenger RNA, 5687 nt
Organism: Penaeus vannamei (Pacific white shrimp)
Lineage: Eukaryota; Metazoa; Arthropoda; Malacostraca; Decapoda; Penaeidae
Source: RefSeq, a predicted model, not a curated record
UUUCGCUUUCUAUGGCAGCUCGACGGUCGUCGUCGUGGUGGUGUAAGCGACCCCUUCGUGCCUCGGACGACCCGCUCGACGAACAACCACGACUUCUUUUAAUUAUGGCUUGAAUUCGGUGUUUAAGAAUGGAAGAGAGGCGUGUGGCAGAGUACUUUGUGGUUGCUGGGCUUCCUGCCAACCCAACACCACUAAGAGAAUUUUCCUGCGACGGCGCAACUCUCAAGUCCACACAUAGCCUUCCGCGCAUUGAAAUGGUGAAUGGAGGCAAGCACGAAGGGUGUAACAAAAGCGGGACAGACAAUGUCAACCAUGGACAGAAAUAUUUUUACAGAAGAGGGCGGGACAAACAACCUCUUGUCGAUGUUGGAGUUCUCUAUGAAGGUCGAGAAAGAGUCAUGGCCGACUCCCAGAUUGUGGAGUUCACGCCAAGUGGUCGAAGUGCAAACAUCAAUCCCUCAGGACAGACCACAUACAUGACAUAUAGAAGAGCAAGUGAGCGCUCUGCUUGCAAUGAACUGGUCGUCUCCGACAUCUGUAUAAUCAUGACAAGUCGUGGAGAACAGGCUCCUCACUCCUAUUGCACCAUAGAUCGCAACCUCAAUAAGGGGACCAUGGUUGGGUCUGACAUCUAUGUCUGCUACAAGAAGUCGAUGCAUAGGUCCAACUACAUAGCAUAUAUGGCAGGGAUCCUGGACCACUACCCUAGCAACCACUACCCUGGGUUCCCCAUCCCCACAGACCUGGCCCUCUUUUGUUUGCCCAUGGGAGCCACCCUAGAGUCAUGGCCGGCUAAGUCUGCUCAGCCACAGCCCAUCUUCUCUACCUUUGUUCUCACAGUCACAGCUGGGGGUGGAAACACAGAAGCUGUGGAGAAGGUGUAUGGAGCAGCUGUCUCCUUUUACGAGAAGUACCCCCACGAGCUCCUUACAGAUGAGCAGAGGGAGGCCCUCAAGCUGAAUGAGCACUUUGGGAGGAACAACAUAGUGCACACCAACAAGUGCAUAUGCAUCCUCUCACGAUGGCCAUUUUUUGAUACUUUUGAUAAGUUCUUGAGAUAUCUGCAUACCAUGGCCAAUACCGGACCACAUCAUGUACCCAUAGAAAGGUAUGUACACCAUUUUGUGGAGUGCGUUCCAUUUCCAAGUGCUCGAAAGCCAAGAAUACUCAUCCAGUUAGAUGCCAGAGAACGCAUCUCUCUUGCCCAGCCGGAAGAUUUGCCCAUUAAUCUCAGUGGUGCAAAGUUCCGUCAGCUGGUGAUGACUCUGCGUCCUGAAGGCUGUCUCCUUGUGCUCCUCUUUGCACUCACUGAACAGAAGAUUCUCUUGCACUCCCUCAGGCCAGAUGUGCUCACAGCUGUGGCAGAAGCUAUUACCAUGAUUAUCUUUCCAUUCCACUGGCAGUGCCCUUACAUCCCCCUGUGCCCCCUAGGUCUCUCCGAUUUCCUGAAUGCCCCCAUCCCUUUCCUCCUUGGCCUUGACUCGCGCUUCUUUGAUCUCUAUCACCCUCCAACUGAUGUAAUCUGCAUCGACUUGGAUACGGGAGCCAUGUCUGUACCAGACGACAAGAAGUUCCUCAUAACCAAACUCCUUCCUCGGCGUCCUGCACGCAUCCUGCGUGCCUCACUGGAAAGCCUAUGUGAGAAAAUCUACAAAUUCGAGAAAUUGCUCCAGAUGCACCUUAAGGCUCAGAAGACAGAACCUGGCAUCGAUACAGAUUUUAAGAUAAAGAGAAAAGAGCAACAACUGGAUGUGGAGAUUCAGGAGGCCUUUCUGCGCUUCACAGCAACCAUCCUGAAGGGUUAUAGCCACUACCUCCUGCCUAUAGUCUCAGCCAAAGCAGGGGCAGCAUGUGACACCUCUUCACUUUUUGACAUAGAUGCCUUUGUCAAAUCAAGAGAUAAGAACUAUCAUAAAUUUUACCAGCUGAUGGUUAAUACCCAGAUGUUCAGCAAGUUUAUUGAAGAACGAUCUUUUGUGUCAGACAAGGAUGCCUCUCUGGCCUUCUUUGAUGACUGUGCAGAAAAGGUCGUAGAAGAUGACACCACCAUCAGACUGCUGGAGUUAGAGCCGGCCCAGAGUGAGCACACCUUGUUCCUCCCACCGCCAGAGCCCAUCAGUCUCCCUGAGGGCAUGACCUAUUCCUACAAUGGAUUUCCCAAGUUAAAACCCGAGCUCUUUCCAUUGCUGGAACCAAAGCCAGUCCUUCCUCCCCAAGUUAAGCAGCCACAAGCCACCCCUGCCUCUCCUCUGGCCCGCCGCACAAAGCAUGAGGUCAAGUCGGCACAGAAACUUGCCUUAAGGCAUGCGCAGACACCCAUAUUAUGGGCCAAGUGUUUACUAUCUACGUGUUACAGCCUUUGGUUCACGCAUCUGCCAGCCUUUGCAACAACACAGCACCAUAAGGCCAGAUUCCUGCAACUUGCCUUCAAGAUCCUAACCAACAUGCAGAAGCUCAACCUCUCACAGGCAGACGAGGUGAGCUAUCGGGUGAUGAUGCAGCUGUGUGGGUUAUACUCGCAGCCCAUCCUUGCUGUUAAGGUCCUGUGUGAGAUGAGGCAGCAUGGCAUCACACCCAAUGCCAUCACUUACGGAUACUACAACAGGGCAGUCAUGGAGAGCAAGUGGACUCAUUCUAACCUCUUCUGGAAGAAACUCAGGAAUGUCGUCAUUGGUGUUGCAGCAUUCAAGCGUUCAGGUCUAGAACGUUCGCAAAGAAGAAAAUCAUCAUUAUCUUUGGAUGAGGUGGACAAGUGCCUAACAGAUGCUGACAGUGCCUCAAGAGUGUCCUUGGAGAGCGGUGCCUCCCUCGACUCUCACCCCCUGCACCUCAUACAAAGACUGACACCCUCAGCUCAGAUCCAGGCUACUGUUCUGUCAGUGAGACAAGUGAGAGUGUUUUUCACAGGAUAUGUGAUCGUAAUAUAUGGUGAAAAUAAUUGUACAGUUUUAUCAAAAUUUUAUGACAUAGGCUCACAUGGCAGUCAUUUGUCUGUGGACAGCUAUGAGGGCAUGAGAUUAAAAACAAAAAUUGGAGCCUUCACAGUAAUAAAUAAAAUCCAAACCAAACAAAGAAUGCUCAGAAUAUGGUUGGAUGUUGUAUUUGAGAUUGUAAAGAAAAACUGCUGUGAGAGCAGUAGCCUCUUGCCGGUCUUGAAAGACUCCGUUUCUGGGAGUGGUGUACCCCCUUCCUCCACAUCCUCCUCCUCCUUCUCCUUCCCUCCUGUCACCAGCUGCAGUGCUAGUGUGACAUGCCCCUCUCCCCUUUUAUGUAGUGUGGCUGCUACCACAACCACAAACACCUCAUCCUCCCCUUCUUCACCUCCUAUGACCCUGCCCCUUCAGUCAGUCCCCAUACCUUCCUCCUCAGCCCAGUCGGCCUUCCCUUCUUCAUCUUCUGCUAUUGCUGCUAACUCAGAAUCCUCUCAGCCCAAUGGCGAUGCUACUGCUGCCUGUGGCGAAUCACAUUCCAGUUUGUGCUCUCACUCAGUCCAUUCCACAUCAUCUUCCACAACAACAAGCACCACAACAACCUGCACCAGUGCCACUUCUGGUAUUCCCUCCACCACAGAGUCUUCGUACACCUCACUAACUCCCUCCACCGUCUCCAUGGUGACGCCAUCCUUCUCGUCAUCAUCCUCAUCGUCAUCCCUGGCAACCAUCGCCCCAAUCCUGAGCACACUCAUUUGCCCGUCGCAGUCGUCCUCCUCGCCGUCCCACCUGGCACUGACAGGAACCCACACCUCCACCUUGAUGAGCCUAGACCCUGCCUCCUCCUCAUCCUUUACCACAACCUCCUCCAACUCUGCCUCCUCCUCCUCCUUUUCCUCCUCCUGCGCCACUAGCCGAGCACUAGACUUCUCGGAGUCAGAUGCACUGAGGGCAAGACUGGGCAGCAUUGUGAGGUCCUCUGCAGCUGGUCUUGCCAGUGGGGCCGAUCUGCUUGUCAUUGAGUACAAUGUGGCGUUCAGCAGCAGUGCAGGACUCCUUAUGUCGAGUGCUUUGGACAGCACUGUGUUUGAUGCAGCCUCCAGAUCAAGGCAGAGACCCAAUGACCUGGCGGAUGCACUGUCUCCAACCUUAGACCAAUAUGACAAGAUGAGCGAAGCCACAGCUGUACGGACGUCGCCUGAGGCUCCGACGUCCUCCGUUCAGGACAAGGGUGUGCCUGAAUACCUCAGAUCUGACAGCUAUGGUAGUGAUGCCAAGAUUAUUACGAACUUUCUGCGUCUGACUAGAGUCGAUAUCGAACCCAUUGCUCAAAUCACCCAGUUUCGCACAAGUAGUCUGGACGCCCACGGGGAAGAAGCCAGGAGUUCGCCACUUGGCCAGAAUGAGCAAGAUUUCACAUCAACAGAGGACCUGAAAGGCAUCGACCCAAUUUUUCAUAGUAAUGAUAGUUUAAGUGACAUUUCUGAGGAAGAAGUUGCACAGCGCCCAAGCUCAGUCCGGGGUUUUUUCUCCAGAAAUACUCCAGAGAGGUUAUCUAGUCUUUUUAAAAGGAGUGUUGACAGUGCAGAUGAGAAAAUACGAGGAUUUUGGAAAAGGAGUGCGAGUGUUAGUCGUUCAAGUAGCAAAGAUUCGGUGAACCUGGAGCAGGGUGUCACAGAUUUCAUAGACAGGAGCAGGGAAACCUCAGAGGAGAAUAGCAGUGGAGGCAAGAGCAGUGCAAGCAGGAGCAGUGCAGAGGCCCCCCUCAUGCCAGCAGAGGAGGAUGAGGAUGACAAGAAAACCAAAAAGGAGGAAGAAGAGCAGCAGCAAGAAGCUCAGGAAACUGAGGAAGGCCAGCUACCCAAGAAGCUUCUGCUACCACCUCGAUCUCCCAAUAUUAACAUUGAUCGAACUUCAAAUUACUCACCCAUCCCAUCUAGUCCCAUGCGAACUCCUGUUACAGAAAAUGAUCCACUUGGAGCCUUUGGUAUACUUAUGACAGACUCAGCCCCAAAGACCACAGAGACACCUACUUCACUGUCUAGUGUAGCCGCUUCCCAUAUAUCAGACUCCAGUAUACGUGAUUCACCCUCAAGGCAGAGCGUUAAUAGUGAUGAUUCAGAGGCUUCCUCACAAAUACGAGGUCAGAGGAAACCACCAAGGCCAGUCGCGCGUAGUGCCACAUUCAGCAGUCGUAGCGGUGUAUCCAUGAAACAGCAAGUGAAAAGAUCAGCCAACUCCCUAUGGGCAUUGUCUCCCUCUCCUAGUCCAACCCACACCUCUCACUCCUCCUCCCCCAACCGUGCACUUCCACAUGACCGACCACAGUCUGACGACCCUCCAAACUCUGCCCUCGUGUCUGCCACUCCUACCUGGCCAUCCCUAAAGAUCUCCUUCAGUAACAGUAGCAGUCGUCUGGGCUUGGCUUCGAACAUGGCUUCCACCAUGGCCACAGAGGGUCUUCGCCAAGCCUCUAAACAGAUAGAGCACCUUCGCUCACAGUACCUCGACCCAGCCAUGGCAGAUCUUGGCCAGUACAGCCCUGGGAAUUUUAACUACCGCAAGAAUGAAAUUAUAUCUGGGAGCAUUAGCAGCGUCAAAUCAGCAGUGACUUCCUUUUCCAAGAGGUUUGGAGAGAUUCGUGAGGCCAUAACAGCAACCAACACCCCAGCCAGCAGAGGAAUACACAGAACAAGCACCAGCCUCCCUAGUACCAGCUUCUUUGACAAUUACUUUCGGUAAAUUAAGAUUAGAGUA